AUGACGUUUACGAAUAAGAACUCACAGGAAGUCUAUCAUACAGUUGCACCAUAUCGACCAUACCCAGAUAUGUUCAUUCAGCACAAAUAUAGGAAUAUUAUACCUAAAGAUCCGAUCUAUGACAAUACUGGGAAUUUUAUUAUUCCAGGAUCAAGAGAAUGGUUCACUUAUAUGCACAAUCUACAUCAAUCAGGUACUAUACCGAUACCUAUUCUUACAGGUCAAGUAACUCAAUAUGAAUAUUAUGCAGAACAAGCUGCAGAACAAGAUCGCAUCGCUAAAAUCGAACGUGACAAGGAAGAAUAUAGUAUACACAUCAAGAAAAAUUUUGGAACAACAUAUUUACGACAUAUAGAUCGUACUAGAGAAAUUAAUCGACUUUUUAACAAGUCUGAAGAAUUUGAUUUUAAGAUGAAACAUUUCACGUCUGAUUUACGACAAUUUGGAUCUGACAGGGAUCACCAAUCAGAACUUUCCGAUAAUACCAAAGAACUAGAACGACGCCCUAAUAAACGUAAUCCUACGAUGGUUCCUAAAAAUUUCUUCACAAGUCAAGAGAAUAGAUACAAACGAAGGUUAAACCCACCUGCAGAAGCGGAUGACUCACCAGAAGCAGGUCCUUCAAUGUUCAAUAAUUUACGUAGUUUACAAGCCAAGUACCUUUUUUGA
Messenger RNA from Rhizophagus irregularis DAOM 181602=DAOM 197198, 669 nucleotides. The record is from RefSeq and is a predicted model, not a curated record. NCBI's taxonomy places the organism in Eukaryota, Fungi, Glomeromycota, Glomeromycetes, Glomerales, Glomeraceae.